UCAUCCACACACGCGCGCGCACACACGCACGGAUCGCAGCUGCCAGCGGACUGUUGUUGUUCAGCUCGACAACGAAGCUAACAGCUAACACGGACAGUGAAGAUGUCGUCUGACAGACACGCGGCGCGACGCUCGCGCAGCAUAAUAUGCUCCGGUUAUGUUCAUUAGCUCGGGUUAGCGCAGAUUAACCCGGGUUAGCUGUCCCACUCCGGGCUUUAUGUCGUCGUUGUGGGGGAGGACGAGCUAGCUAGCUGCUUAGCUCCGUUAGCAUGUUCCAGCUAAUCGACCAGUGUUAUUGAUGUUAGCCUCCUCAGCCGGGCUCCGCUGGAGGAGACUGGUUAGCUGUUAGCCUCUGGUAAUUUAUAUCUAUAGAAAUAGAGCUAGCGUACGGUUUCCAGUUGGCCUUAGCUCACUGCAGCUUUAGUUACCUACGCAGUGUGUUGUUGUUUUGAAACGUAUUCCAUGUUAAUCCCGUUAUCUGUAGCUGUAUUCGGACAGCAGUGGUUUAUCAUCUGAAAUGUCUGUUUAAUGCGUCUGUUCUGUCGAGCUAACGCUAGCUGUUAGCCGGAGCUAACGGACUCUGAAGUCUUUGUUUCCAACGGGGGACAGUUUACAAUGUGUAGCAGGUUAGCUAUGACUAUUAGCUUAGCUUGUAGCCGGUUUAACCGUAAUAUCUAAGCUGCCAGCUCACCCAGCUGUGUGCUGACCUUCAUCAUCAUCAUCAUCUGCUGGAGACUGAAGGAUUACUAUGGCCCUCAGACCAAGCUGCAGGCAGAGCGUCGUCUACCUGCUCAUCAUCUCAGGAUGCAUUGCUAUGUCUCAGAGGAACGACAACGUCUAUGUGUCCGGAACAUCGAACGCCUGUGGCGAGGUGGCGGAGCUCCUGCGGGCGUCCAGCGGCGUCAUCACCAGCCCCGGGUGGCCAUCUCAGUAUCCGUCCAGACUGAACUGCAGCUGGAACAUCAGAGCCCGACCCGGUGACACCAUUACUAUCAGUUUCCAGGACUUUGACCUCCAGGGAUCCCACCGCUGCGCCUCAGACUGGAUGUCCAUCAGUAGCUACAGGAGCCUGGACGGGCUGCGGGUCUGUGGUUCGUCCCUACCGCCCCCCUACAUCUCCUCCCAGGACCACGUGUGGAUCCACUUCCACUCGGACGACAGUCUGACGGGCAAGGGCUUCAGACUGUCCUACAUCACUGGUAAACCAGAGGCGUCCAGCUGUGACGUGGACCAGUUCCACUGCUCCAAUGGGAAGUGCAUCCCGGACUGGUGGCGCUGUAACUCUAUGGAUGAGUGCGGAGACAAUUCAGAUGAGGAGCUGUGUGUGGACUCUCCCUUCUCCUUCCAGCCCUGCAGCCUGAACCAGUUCCCCUGCCUGUCCCGCUACACCCGGAUCUACACCUGUCUGCCCCACAGCCUGCGCUGCGACGGCAGCAUCGACUGUCAGGACCUCGGUGAUGAGAUCGACUGUGACGUUCCAACGUGUGGAGAAUGGUUGAGGAACUUCUACGGUUCCUUCAGUUCUCCAAACUACCCUGACUUCUACCCUCCAGGAAGUAACUGCACCUGGCUGAUCGACACCGGAGACCACAGGAAGGUCAUCCUCCGGUUCACAGACUUUAAACUGGACGGGACCGGAUAUGGCGACUACGUGAAGGUCUACGACGGCCUGGAGGAGAACCCUCGCCAUCUCCUCAGGGUGCUGACCGCCUUUGAUUCCAGAGCGCCGGUCGCUGUGGUGUCAUCGUCCGGGCAGCUCCGAGUCCACUUCUAUGCCGAUAAGAUCAACGCAGCCAGAGGGUUCAAUGUCACCUACCAGGUGGACGGGUUUUGCCUGCCGUGGGAGGUUCCCUGUGGGGGGAACUGGGGUUGUUACACCGAGCAGCAGCGCUGUGACGGGUACUGGCAUUGUCCGAACGGUCGUGAUGAGCUGAACUGUUCAUCGUGUCAGGAGGACGAGUUCCCCUGUUCCAGAAACGGAGCGUGUUACCCUCGAUCUGACCGCUGUAACUACCAGAACCGAUGUCCCAAUGGUUCUGAUGAGAAGAACUGCUUCUUCUGCCAGCCGGGGAAUUUCCACUGCAAGAACAACCGCUGUGUGUUUGAGUCAUGGGUGUGCGACGCUCAGGACGACUGUGGCGACGGCAGCGACGAGGAGAGUUGUCCCGUCAUCGUUCCCACACGAGUCAUCACUGCCGCUGUCAUCGGCAGCCUCAUCUGUGGUCUCCUAUUGGUCAUCGCCCUUGGCUGCACCUGCAAACUCUACUCACUGCGCAUGUUUGAACGCAGGUCGUUUGAAACACAGCUGUCCAGAGUGGAGGCGGAGCUACUGAGGAGGGAAGCCCCGCCCUCAUAUGGUCAGCUGAUCGCUCAGGGACUGAUCCCACCUGUGGAGGACUUCCCAGUGUGCUCUGGGAGCCAGGCGUCCGUUCUGGAGAACCUCCGUCUGGCUGUCCGCUCUCAGCUCGGCUUCACUUCCCUCAGACUCCCAUCUUCCAGUCGUCAUAGUAACCUGUGGCGCCGUCUCUUCACCUUCUCGCGGUCCCGACGGUCCGGAUCUUUGGCUCUGGUCUCUGCUGACCUGGAGGACAGUGCUGGUACUGGCAGCACUGGGAGUUCUGGAUCAGACCUGCUGUCUCCAGAUUCAGAUGACACAGAUACAGAGGGUGAGCGGGGGAGAGAGCGCGGUGUGGGAGCAGUGGGUGGAUCUGUUGCCCCUCUGCCCCAGAAAACACCGCCCCCGACAGCUGUUGAGGCUGUAGUAUCUAUGACGACAUCAGCAACUUCCUUGACCUCAACUCCUGGCCGGAACGGAGGCAGUGACAGGCCCAGAGAGACACCGACCCCCUCUAGCCCUGUUGCUGUGGUAGCCUCCAGUCUGGAUCCAGGGUGUCAUAGUGACGCCACAGAGCCCCAGGCUCCACCCACCUCCGCCCUGCAGCGUCUGGCCCAGAACCUGCACCGCCUGGCCAGGAACCUGACCAGAACAGGCCAGAACCACCAGGACCAGACCUGGAGCAAUCACAGCCCACUUCGCCAGCUGGAACCAGGAAGAAGUGGGGCCGAGACUGCCGAGCGACAAGGAAGCAGAGAAGAAGAAGAAGACGUGGAGCUCUUGAUCCCUGUCUCUGACUCUGACUCCUCGCCCUCGGUCAGCGACGUCCGGCAGCCGCUGCUGGAGCCACACCCCUCCUCCACCACAGGCCACGCCUCCCGCCAUCACCAUGGGAAAAGCUGCCGAGGGGGGCGGGACGGCCCCUGUGAACACUGUGGGAUUGUCCACACGGCUCAGAUCCCUGACGCCUGUCUGGAGGCCACAGGCAAGACAGAGAGCAGCGACGACGAGUUACUGCUGCUCUGCUAACAAGCUAUCAUGCUAACUGUCAAGCUACCACUAAUACCACAAUGAUCCAACACUUACAGCUAGCUUAUAUGCUAACUGACAGGUUGCAAGUACCCUGACAUAACACCUACAGCUAGCAACAUGCUAACUGACAUGGUCUGGUAAUCCUGCUAAUACUACACUACUCUGACAAUUGGCUAAUGAGCCAUCUGAUUGGCUUAUGCCUCUAAUAUUACCCUGACCCAACAUCUCAGUCUUCAAACAGCUAGCCAACAUGCUAACAUCUCAUACUAACUACAAUCAGCAAACAGGUCAACAGAUUAGCCUGGGUAGCAGCCAGCUUUAAUGCUGACACUUAAUUUAGAUAAUAUAACACUGGUUAGCACAUGUUAGCAUGUUACCCGGAUUAAUGGUUGGCUCUCAGUAAUGUCAAAGAUGAACGAACCAAUGAGAGACUGAGCGAAGUGAUGUCACUGAUCGAAUUGUGAUGCUGGUACGACUAUGAAAACUCUCCCCUGUUGUUCUUCCUGUCCGUCCGAUAAAGCAGUCCUCUCCUCCCUGCAGGCAGAUGGUAUGACUUAAUGAACAGUGACUUCCUGCUUGUUGGUACAACUGUAAAAUGUGUCAUGAGAGAACAAACUAAUGGUUCCAUACUGAGAACAUUAAACUCUGAUCCAGGAACAUGUUCCACUCCUAAUCAGAUGCAACAGUUUCAUUUGUCGCCAUGUUGUGCUGGUUGUUGAGUGAGUUAAAGAAUGACAAGGGUCAUGUGACCGAUGGAGGCAGUUAAAGGUACCUGUGUGUGUGUGUGUGUGUGUGUGUGUGUGUGUGUGUGCGCGCGUCUGACGUGACAAUCAUCUCAUUAAUUGUCCUCAUACGCUGUAAUUGAUGAACUUCUGUAUCAAUACAUGUUCAUGUUGAAACUGAAGCACAAGGACACAAACGCCCUUCAAACCAUCCAACACAUGCUAGGUGUGCUACCUCCACAGGUCAUGUGACCCCCUAACAGGACAUUGUUCUGGUUCCCACCUGGUGUUAAAUGUUGGACUUGUUUGGUUCUCUGCCUGGUCCUAAAGGGAAGACAAGGUUCUAGACUGUUACAGAAAAUGUUCUGACCGGUCUGUUUGUAAAGAGAGAAUUUAAGAGAAGCUUAAAGAAGUUUUCAUGUGUUUUGAAAGGUCAAAGGUCACAAGUCGUCUUUACACGACACACCCUGUGACAUCAUUUCCUGAACAGAAUUGUCCACUUCCUGUUUCUGUCUUCAAACUGAAGCCAUUGAACUGGACCAUCUGUAUUUAUGAUGUUUGUUUUUGGUACUCAGCUGACCUGGUGUGACUCUGUGUAUUUAUUAUUAUUAUUAUUGUUAUUAUUAUUAUCAUUAUUAUUAUUAAUAUGACCGUGCUUAUCAUUAUUAUUGUUCAUUUGUUGUGUUGUUUUUCUGACCUGCAUGAUUCAAAUUGUUGAUGUUUAGCUUUUCUUUGAGUCUGUAAAGUAAAAGAAUCUGUUUAACUGCGAUAAAGAUUAAAGGUUCCUAUUUCAGUCUGUUGAACAGUGAGUUGUUUAAUUAAAGUGACUUCACUCCC
Molecule: messenger RNA, 4926 nt
Organism: Acanthopagrus latus (yellowfin seabream)
Lineage: Eukaryota; Metazoa; Chordata; Actinopteri; Spariformes; Sparidae
Gene: lrp12
Product: low density lipoprotein receptor-related protein 12
Exons: 12
Coding region: 749-3364 (871 amino acids)
Cellular component (GO): plasma membrane
Molecular function (GO): low-density lipoprotein particle receptor activity; protein binding
Source: RefSeq, a predicted model, not a curated record